AUGGUGGAUACAAGAGGAAAGAAGAAGAUAAAGGAGGUAGAGCCGUCGAGGGUGGCCAACCGUAUAGUAUUGAGUUGGAUUCGAUAUCGAGACCUGUCCAAAAACCGGAAGAUACCGAUGAUGGGUAUCUAUAGUGGUAUAUGGGACGUACCCACUCGAGGAUCGUCUGCCCCAGUGUUGCUGACCAGGAGAUACACCACCAUCUUAGUCAUGAUCAGCUGUGAAGCUCCAGAUUUUGGCACUGUGAUUGAGCACCCUUAUGAUGACCACCUUGAUCUUCUUCUUGGAUUGCGAGGGUUGCUUAGAGAGUACGAUGAGGCGACUCUAUACCAGCCUCCACCUCAGUACUAG
Molecule: messenger RNA, 351 nt
Organism: Linum trigynum
Lineage: Eukaryota; Viridiplantae; Streptophyta; Magnoliopsida; Malpighiales; Linaceae
Source: the annotation of a GenBank genome assembly